AUGCUGCGAAACUACCGUACAACGCCUCAUCAAUCCACCGGAGAAACCCCAGCGAUGAUGUUGAUGCAUCGGGAACUUCGUACCAAACUACCAAGUGUAAAAUCAAAUAAAUCGUAUGACGAUACGAGAGCUCAACAAGUGGACGCCAAAGCAAAGCAACAAGCGAAAGAAUACGCCGACGGAAAACGGCGAGCUCGGGAAAAAGAUUUAAAAAUUGGAGACAAGGUAUUGCUACGUCAGCCGCAUACGAACAAAUAUUCAACACAAUUUUCCAGCGUUUCCUUUACCAUCAUAAAGAUUAACGGUUCGCAGUUAGAACUUCAAGAUCAAUACGGACAAAAAUACAAGCGUAACUCAGCACAUGCAAAGAAAUACCAUGAGCCGGCUGAAAGAAAAGACGAAGAAGAUGAUACGGAACACCCCGCGAAUGAACAGGUCCCACAACAAGUCCCUCAACCAGAAGAAGAAACCCCACCACAACCAGAACAAGUAACCCAACCACUCCCUCAUUCUCAACAACCCCUAUCCGUCCACUCACCACCCAGGAAAAGAUCAGCAAGAAAAACAAAACCACCUGAACGAUUUGGAUAUUAG
Molecule: messenger RNA, 594 nt
Organism: Paramuricea clavata
Lineage: Eukaryota; Metazoa; Cnidaria; Anthozoa; Malacalcyonacea; Plexauridae
Source: the annotation of a GenBank genome assembly